This is a messenger RNA of Salvia miltiorrhiza (redroot sage), 4986 nucleotides long. RefSeq lists its product as uncharacterized. Bases 1 to 4986 code for a protein of 1661 amino acids. NCBI's taxonomy places the organism in Eukaryota, Viridiplantae, Streptophyta, Magnoliopsida, Lamiales, Lamiaceae. Gene Ontology annotation, molecular function: RNA-DNA hybrid ribonuclease activity; nucleic acid binding. The record is from RefSeq and is a predicted model, not a curated record. The transcript is spliced from 3 exons.
AUGACGGAUGAAUCCAAGCGUUUGCUUACAGAACAUUGCAGUUCUUUCUCCCCCAUUAUUUUAGGCUUGAUCGAGCCUAAAACUGCUUUUCACAAAGUUCGUCAUUCCUUUUGGAAUUCUUUAAAUCUCAUUCCUGUUCAUCAAAAUUGUAGAGCUCCGAGAUGUUCUAAUAUCUGGGUUCUUUCUCAUCCGUCUGUGAUUUCCACGGUGGUUUUUUCUUCUGAUCAGAUUGUGGUGGUUGACUGUUUUUGGAACUCUCUUCAUUUUAGAAUUGGAAUUGUUCAUGGCUCCAAUGAACAAAUUCCACGCCGUGAUCUCUGGGCCGAUAUUCUCCGUCUUAUCACUGCUAACACUAUCGUCAUUGGGGAUUUCAAUGCCAUCAAAGGGGCCCAUGAACGUAUCAGUACUGUUCUGCCACACCGCGGAUCGUGCUCGGACUUCUGUAACUUUAUUAAUGAGUCUCAGCUCAUUGAAUCUCCAACGGAAGGUUUGCGUUUCACUUGGUCGGGACGCAGAUUUUUACCUCACCAUGUUGAAUCGGUGCUUGAUAGAGCCUUAUUUGCUCAAGGUUUCGCGUCUUUAUGGGAUUCCAUAGUCACUUCCAUUCUCCCGCGCCUCACUUCCGAUCAUUCUCCCUUGGUUUUGCAAUGUAAGAACUUCACGCCUUCCGAGAGAAGACGGUUUCGUUUUCUCAAUAUGUGGAUUCUUCACCCUUCUUUCAUGGGAAUGAUCAAGACCUCGUGGUCGGCCCCGAUCGACUCUCCCUGUCCUAUCAUUCGUGUCAUGCAAAAGCUGAAACGGCUUCGUGUCGAGCUGCGGGUUUGGAACAAGGAGGUCUUUGGUAAUUUUGACCGAGCUUUAGCAGAUGGGCAGCAGCUGCUGAAGAAUGUGCAGUCUAGAAUCUCUGAUAUGGGGUACACUGAGGAUUUAUUUGAGGAAGAAAUCAGGAUUCAAGCGGAGAUCAACGUCGCGCUUGCCAGGAAAAGUAACCUGUUACAGCAGAAAAGUCGGGCUUCCUGGCUCGUGGAUGGGGAUAGAAAUACGGCGUUCUUCCAUAGACUUGCCAAGUUUAGAAAACGUAGUGUUUCCAUUGCUAGAUUGAAUAUUAACGGAGCCGAUGAAUACAACCAGAAUGUUAUUGAGCAGCAUAUUGUCAACCAUUUUUCGUCCCUUUUCUCUGAUGAUGGCAGCCCGGCGGCUGAGCAGUUUGAAAUUGACGCUUUGAUACAGCCGUGUAUUUCCGAGAACCAAAAUCUGCUUCUCAUUGCGACUCCGGAUGAAGGAGAAAUUGCUGCAGCUAUCUUUGACAUGGACGCGAAUAGCGCCCCCGGGCCUGAUGGUUUUUCUGGAUUGUUUUUCCAUAGGUGUUGGCAGAUCAUUAAGUUGGAUAUUACUCAAGCCGUUCAGCGUUUUUUCACUCAUUCUUAUCUGCCUAGUGGGUGCAAUGCCAGCACUAUGAUUCUUAUCCCAAAAAAGGAGACUGUUUCGGUUGUGGGGGAUCUUCGGCCUAUCGUUCUUUCGAAUUUUUUCUUCAAAAUCAUUUCAAAGAUUUUGGCAUCCCGCCUUAGCUCGGUCGCGGCUUCGCAUGUCUUGCCGAAUCAAUUUGGCUUUAUAAAAGGCAGAAAUAUCCAUGACUGUAUUAUGCUCGGUUCAGAGGGUUUGAAUUGCAUGGAGCGCACAAACAAUGGCAUCAACAUGGCUUGUAAAAUUGACAUCCGGAAAGCUUUUGACACUAUUCGCUGGGACUUCGUUUUUCAAGUGCUUAGAGCUAAUGGCUAUCAUGAGACCUUUAUUAAUUGGGUGUCGAUCAUUUUUACUUCUGCUAGACUCUCUAUUCUUUACAACGGCCGUCUCACGGGUUAUUUUCCUUGCUCCAGGGGUGUUAGACAAGGAGAUCCGUUAUCUCCUAUUUUAUUUGGGAUUGCCGAAGAUGUGCUAGGAUUUUUAAUCAACAGCUGUGUGGAGUCGGGACACCUAAAACCUAUGAGUUUUAGUCGGUCGACUCUCUUCCCGACUCAUCUCUUUUACGCGGACGAUGUUCUCUUAUUCUGUCGUGCAACUGUUCGUAACGCGAGGAAAAUUCAGGAAAUUUUCUAUUACUACGGGAGUCUCUCCGGGCAGAGCUGCAAUCAGGAAAAGUCUAACCUCUUCUUCGCCCGUCGUGUCCCCACUGACAGGAGACGUCAGAUUCAUCGUGCUCUUGGCUUUUCGGUUGGCAAUCUCCCGAUGACUUACUUGGGGGUCCCUAUUUUUGUUGGUCGUCCUCGAGCUUCUUAUUUUAUGCCCAUCUUUGAUCGGAUUGUUCAGAAGUUUGCUAGAUGGAAAGGAAUUCAACUCUCCAUUGCCGGCCGACUUUGUCUUGUUAAAUCGGUGAUUCAAAGUUCGAUGGUUCAUUCUAUGAUGAUCUACAAGUGGCCCAAAUCUCUUCUUCAUUCCUUGGAUAGGAAGUGUAGGAAUUUUGUGUGGACUGGUAAUACGGAGCAACGUCCGAGCUGCCCGGUCAGUUGGGGCCGAACCUGCUCACCUAGGGAAGAGGGUGGUCUGGGGGUUCGCUCGUUCACUUUGAUGAAUCAAUCGUAUCUCAUGAAACUUGCUUGGAAGAUGAUUAAAGGGGUAGAUUGGGCCCAUAAGAUUAUGCGAUCUCGUUACCUUACGAUCUAUGGGUAUGCGAAGAAUAGCAUUGCCAACUCUUCUGUUUGGCUGGGUGUAAAGGAAGAGGUGAAUCAUCUGGUGGAUGAUUCUUAUUCGUGUGUUGGUCGAGGUAAUUACACUUACUUCUGGAAAGACGACUGGCUUGGUUAUAAGUUGAUUGACAAACUGCAUAUCCCGGCUUUCAUGCAUGAUUUUCUGAACUUUCCGGUUAAUGAUUACUUCUUUGACGGUGUCUGGCACUUUUCUGCGGCCUUUGUGAAUCGCUUUCCUGAUGUUGUUGCUGAUAUUUUGCUCCUCCCUAUGAAUGGGGAUGAUGACGCCAGGUUUUGGAAACACUCCAUUAAAGGUGAGGUCUCUGCUUCCUUAGCUUUCUCUAACCGUUGCCACCGUUUCCCUGAGGUGCACUGGGGAAAAUGGAUCUGGGAUUCUUACAUCCCGAUGCGACGUUCUAUUCUCUGCUGGAGGGUGAUUCAUGGAAGGCUCCCCACGAUGGAUAUCCUUAUUAGACAAGGGCUGGUUGCUCCUAAUUGUUGUUAUCUUUGCUUGGACAGCGCUGAGUCUAUCUCGCAUAUUUUUUGGAACUGUCCUAAGGUGAAGUUGAUUUGGAGGGAAUUCCUGGUUUGGUUUGAUAAAGAGGAUUUUCUUGAUUGCUUGGACAUUCACUCUUUCCUGGUGAUGGCUUGGUCGACUACCUUCAGUUCUCAGCUGCUUACGUACUGGAAGGCUGGAGUUAUUUCUUUGAUUUGGAAAAUUUGGGAUUCUCGGAAUUCUAAAAUUUUCGACAAUAUGAACUUUGAUGCUCAACGUGUGCUGAUUUUCGUUAAGUCGUUCUUUAAGGAGAUUGAGAUAAACUUUCAUCACACUGGUUCAACUGACAGUUCUUGGUCGGACUAUCUGACUACUAGGAGGCUGGGGAUUCAGCAGAGAGUGAAACCGCCUCCUCGUAUGAUUGAGGUGUAUUGGUGGCCUCCGACUCAUAAUUGGAUGAAAGUCAACACGGAUGGUUCGGCUAUGGGAGCGCCGGGUGUCAUUGCUGCAGGAGGUGUCUUUAGAGAUAAUUGGGCGAUGGUUCGUGGCUGUUUUCAUAUCAAAGGUGGUGUAGGUUUCGCUUUUGAAGCGGAGCUUUUGGCGAUUAUCACCGCUAUCAAUUUGGCUCAUGAUAGGAAUUGGCUGAGGUUAUGGAUUGAGUCCGAUUCUAUGUAUGUGGUGAGGCUCCUGGAUUCUCGCUCUUCUGAUGUUCCUUGGCGUUUUAUGAAUCUUUGGAAGAAUACCUUGCGGAUUUUACAAGAUUUCCAGCUUAUUAUUACUCAUAUUUACCGGGAAGGAAAUCAACCUGCUGACAUUAUGGCUCACAACGAUCGUACGGAAGGCUGGUGGCCGUUCGCUAUCAAUGAAAUUAAUUUGGCGGUGACCAGAGACAUGUCGACUCACAGUCAUCUGGCUGGGGCGUGGUUUGGAGGUGGGGUUGGGAUAUCCGUUUUCUGGAAGAGGGUUUCUGGAGUUGGUUUGCUGGUUGGCUGGAGUUGGGGGGAGUUUGGUUUGGGCUGGGGUGCCGACGGCGCUCUCUCAGUGCCCGGGUGCGCUCGGCGCUGGAGCAUUGCCGGUCGGACCUCAUUGGAUCCUCGCGGUUGGCUCCCGGAGCUGUCUCGCGUUGAGUUUCUUUGGGACUCAGUUGAUCUCGUCAUCGACACGCUGAGUCUUGGAGUUUUAUCUCCGUUCUUUUGGUUUUUCAUUGGCUUACGUUGGGCUCGUUGGCGGUUGCUCGCUAAUGGGUUUUCUUGGUUAUGGCAUUUUUACAAACUCCUGUUGGGCAGCUUUUUUGAGUGGCAGCAGGUAGCUUGGUUCUACCUGGUUAUCGUUUUCACCGAUUUUGUGCGCUCCUUGAAUGUGCUCGGGGUCGGCUUCUCGUGGAUUCAGCUGAUGGUGGUGCAGUUGGUCUGCUGGUGUUGGGGGAAUCGUGCUGGGUGGGUGUCGGCAACGCUCUUUCAGUGUCCGGGUGAGCUCGGCGCUGGGGCGUUGCUGGUCGGACCUCGUUGGAUCUCCGCGGUGGGCUGGCGGAGCCAUCUCGCGUCGAGUUUCUCUUGGGAAUCAGCUGCUUUUGUCGUCGACGUUCUGAUUCUUGGAGUUUCUUCUCCGUUUUCCUUGUUCUUUCGAAGACUUUCUACGUUACGUUGCCGUUUACUCAGUUUUGUACUUUCUUUUUUGAGUUUUAUUGGUUCUUGUGGUUUUUGCUUUGUUGCUUGUUUCUGUGUCUGGAGGCCGAGCGACUUAGGGAUGAUGGUUAGGCCGGAGUCUCUGAAGUCGUCUCUUUUCCGCUUCCUCACAGUUGUUUAG